Messenger RNA from Lachancea fermentati, 384 nucleotides. NCBI's taxonomy places the organism in Eukaryota, Fungi, Ascomycota, Saccharomycetes, Saccharomycetales, Saccharomycetaceae. The record is from the annotation of a GenBank genome assembly.
AUGGAAAACGGUACAACAAAAAGUGAUUUGGAAGAUCCAGAGCAAGUCGACAUUCCUCCCACAAGGUUUGAGGUUGAAUUAGAAUUUGUGCAGUCCCUUGCAAACAUCCCAUACGUAACUUUUCUACUGAGUCAACAGCAGCUGUGGAAGGACCCCAAGUUCAGGGCUUAUUUGAAAUAUCUCGAAUACUGGUGCGAGGCGCCCUACGCCCAAUGCAUUGUAUACCCUAAUGCCCUUUUCUUGCUCAAGCUUCUGAAUGGCCUUAUGGAAAAUGCAACUAUAAACGAGGACGGUGUCUUAGAGGGUCUGGAAGAGCUACCAAAACUCUUCCAGAGCCAGGGAGGCCAGUGGAUGAACGAGAUGGUAGAGAGAUGGAAGAAUUAA